AGGCGUGCAGGGUUUCAAUGGACGUGCGCAGACCCCCAAGCAGGUGCUGCUCGAGCUUAAAACACUACAGAAGAGACCUUCGUCCACCAAGCACACACCUCAGGACCUCCGAGGAGGAUGGGUGGCCGCGGCACAGGAGGCAAGUGGCCGUCAGCCUUCGGGCUGCUGCUGCUCUGGGGGGUCACAGUCUCCGCCCUUCCCUUGGAGAGCGGUCCCACUGGCCAGGACAGUGUGCAGGAAGCCACAGAGGGGAGGAGCAGCCUUCUGACUUUCCUUGCCUGGUGGCACGAGUGGGCUUCCCAAGCCAGCUCCAGCACCCCCGUCGGAGGGGGGACCCCCGAGCUGUCUAAACGCCAGGAAAGGCCACCCCCCCAGCAGCCCCCACUCCGGGACAAAAAGCCCUGCAAGAACUUCUUCUGGAAAACCUUCUCCUCGUGCAAGUAACCCCACCCUCUGGCCCCCCUGUGAGAUGCCACCCUGUGAGAUGCCACCGUGGUCUGAAUAAAGACUGUCAAUCAAUAGGGAGCUUGCUUUCUUCUUCUGUCAGCUUUGCCUCCCGUGCUGUGCCCUGUGGGAAUCACUGAAUUUCAGUAAUGUCUGUUACUGACAACAGGUCAACUAAGGGAUUGGAAAUUCAGAGAACCCUCCGAAUAAAAAUUUUGGUGGUUCUUGCUAGAAUCAGC
Molecule: messenger RNA, 683 nt
Organism: Mus pahari (shrew mouse)
Lineage: Eukaryota; Metazoa; Chordata; Mammalia; Rodentia; Muridae
Product: cortistatin
Exons: 2
Coding region: 118-444 (108 amino acids)
Biological process (GO): regulation of cell migration
Cellular component (GO): extracellular region
Molecular function (GO): neuropeptide hormone activity
Source: RefSeq, a predicted model, not a curated record